Molecule: messenger RNA, 2821 nt
Organism: Echinops telfairi (small Madagascar hedgehog)
Lineage: Eukaryota; Metazoa; Chordata; Mammalia; Afrosoricida; Tenrecidae
Gene: RBM45
Product: RNA binding motif protein 45
Exons: 11
Coding region: 1-1425 (474 amino acids)
Cellular component (GO): cytosol; nucleus; ribonucleoprotein complex
Molecular function (GO): poly(U) RNA binding; mRNA 3'-UTR binding; poly(A) binding
Source: RefSeq, a predicted model, not a curated record
AUGGACGAAGCCGGCGGCUGUGUGAGCGGCGGGGGCUUCCGGCCGGGCGUCAACAGCCUGGACGAGCCGCCCAACAGUCGCAUCUUCCUGGUGAUCAGCAAGUACACGCCCGAGUCCGUGCUCCGGGAGCGCUUCUCGCCCUUCGGCGAGAUCCAGGACAUCUGGGUGGUGCGCGACAAGCACACCAAGGAGUCCAAGGGCAUCGCCUUCGUCAAGUUUGCGCGCAGCUCGCAGGCCUGCAGGGCCAUGGAGGAGAUGCACGGCCAGUGCCUCAGCCCCAACGACACCAAGCCCAUCAAGGUUUUCAUAGCUCAGUCCAGGUCAUCCGGGAGUCAUCGAGAUGUUGAAGAUGAAGAACUUACGAGAAUCUUUGUUAUGAUUCCAAAGUCCUAUUCAGAAGAAGACCUACGAGAAAAAUUUAAGGUAUAUGGAGAUAUCGAGUAUUGCAGCAUUAUUAAGAAUAAAGUCACUGGAGAAAGUAAAGGUUUGGGCUAUGUACGAUACUUAAAACCAUCACAAGCUGCCCAAGCAAUAGAAAACUGUGAUCGAAGCUUUAAGGCUAUCUUGGCUGAACCUAAGAAUAAAGCGUCUGAAUCUUCUGAACAAGAUCAUUACAAUAGUAUGAGGCAAGAGUCUCUGGUGCAUGAGCCGAGAGUCAAUAUGUUUCCAUUUGAACAACAAUCUGAGUUCUCAGGUUUUGAAAAGAAUGACAGCAGAGGCCAGGAAGCCAUCUCCAAACGCUUGUCGGUUGUCUCAAGGGUCCCUUUCACAGAAGAGCAGCUUUUCAGCAUUUUUGAUAUAAUACCGGGACUGGAGUAUUGUGAAGUUCAACGAGAUCCCUACUCAAAUUAUGGUCAUGGGGUGGUUCAGUAUUUUAAUGUAGCAUCAGCUAUUUAUGCAAAAUACAAGUUACAUGGCUUUCAGUACCCUCCUGGAAAUCGCAUCGGUGUUUCCUUCGUUGACGAUGGGAGCAAUGCUACAGAUCUCCUUAGAAAAAUGGCGACGCAGAUGGUAGCGGCCCAGCUGGCAUCGAUGGUGUGGAAUAACCCGAGUCAGCAGCAGUUUCUGCAAUUUGGUGGAAGUUCUGGAUCACAAUUGCCUCAAAUCCAAACAGAUGUUGUACUUCCAUCUUGCAAGAAAAAAGCCCCUCCUGAAACCACUGUGAAAGAAAGGCUUUUUAUUGUCUUCAAUCCUCACCCUUUACCCUUAGACGUACUAGAGGAUAUAUUCUGCCGUUUUGGGAACCUGAUCGAAGUUUACCUCGUGUCAGGGAAAAACGUGGGGUAUGCCAAGUACGCAGAUCGAGUCAGCGCUAAUGAUGCCAUUACGACUUUACACGGGAAGAUCCUGAAUGGGGUCCGGCUCAAAGUGAUGCUGGCGGAUUCCCCACGAGAAGAAUCUAACAAACGGCAAAGAACGUACUGAUUCCCGAGAAACAGUUAAGGAGACUCCCUGGAUCCUGGGAACUAAAGCCAGGACUUAAAACAAAGAAAAUCCUGUGGAGCGCAUUCUACUCGGAUCUACUUGAUGGCGACCAGCUGAUGAUGACUAUCAAUGUAUUGUAGCCAGUUGACAGGGUUCAACUAUCUAACCUCCAUGUUGACCAAGACUGCAAAACAUAGCUUCCACAGAGACUGCCUGCCUGCCUGCCUGACCUACUCCAACCUGAGAAAAGAAGAUAGCAUAAGACUGCUUUAAGGAAAUGUAUGUACCGCAUAUACUCAAGUAUAAGCCGACCCGAAUUUCAGCCGAGGCACCUACUUUUACCACAAAAACUGCAUUAAAAAAUGUGCUGGAAAACUCGGCUUCUACCCAAGUGUAUGCGGUACAUUUGAGAUAAAGGAAUCGGGUGUGAUCAAGCAGGAUUGUUUUCUGUAAAAAUGGUACAGAAUACUGAGCCACAGUAGGGCCUCCAAAGUGCUUACUCACAAAGUUCUACGAAUCUAUACUCUGAAUUCUCCUCCCCCAAACUCCAUUUCUGAUUUUAUAAGUAGAAGAUGUUACAAUGAACUGAUUUUCUUGUGCUCCUAUAUUAAUGUUAUUUUAGCAUUAGCAAUACAUAUGUCACAGCAUGCGUUUGCAGAGUUCUUGGCCAGGAUGCGGGUUUGGGGUUUUUUUGUUUGUUUUUUAAAUGAUGUAAGAAGAUCAUUACGUGGAAGUCAUGUAAUUCAAGUCUGCCCAUAAGGACCUCAAGCAGCUCCCUGCAAGGCUGACAGUGAACCCAGCAGCCUCCAGGGGAGAAAGCUGAGCUAGUGCUGCCUUUGAGUGUGGAGAAGCCCAUUGCCAUCUAGUCGAGUUCCAACGCCUAGCCUCCCUGCAAGACAGUAACCCUGCCUAGUAACGUGCCCAAGACUGGCAAUCACCAGAAGCUCACUACCUGUGACCCUACCUCUUUCCCAGAGUAGCAGGUGGGUUCCAGCCACCACCUUUCUGCCACCGGUCUAAAUAGAAAAAGAAGAUUUACAGCUGUGGAAUGCUAUGGGGCUGUUCUGCUCCGACAGGAAGGGUCAGAGGAGUCAGAAUCAUUUCAGUGGCUCUAGCCUUCAUGGGAUUUGCCAGGUCUGCCUGCUCGGUUUGUUUUCAGACUUUGAGCUCGUUUGGUGUUUUGUGUGGCUUUUUCGUGCAUUGCUGCUUCACUGGCACAGACGACUCUUCUCCCUCUGAGGAUAGCUUAAGGGAUGUUCGUAAAUGCCAACGUGGUGUAUUGGUGAGUUAAAAAGAGAUGCCAAUAUUUUACUUGGGGGAUGGGCUAACAGAAUUGUGCAGUAGUUCUGAAGGGACAGCACAGGCUGGCCUGCUUGGCAGUGUCAAGAUUGUACUA